This is a messenger RNA of Chroicocephalus ridibundus (black-headed gull), 1337 nucleotides long. RefSeq names its product membrane-spanning 4-domains subfamily A member 12-like. The coding region runs from base 159 to 1133 and encodes 324 amino acids. The record is from RefSeq and is a predicted model, not a curated record. Lineage: Eukaryota; Metazoa; Chordata; Aves; Charadriiformes; Laridae. The transcript has 7 exons. Gene Ontology annotation, cellular component: membrane.
GCGGGGUGGGGCGGGGGCGGCCCCGGCGGGGACCGGGCUGCUCCGGGGACCGGAGGCGGGUCGGGUCGGGCCGGGGCGGGGGGUGGUUGGUGGUGGGGGGGGGGGUGGGGGGUCCGUCCCGUUGCCCCCCGCCGGUGCCCCCCCCCGCCGCUGCCUCCAUGCAGGGGAUGGGGAGCCUGCGGCUGGGCAGCCGCGCCGUCAUGUACACGGCAGAGACCCUGCCCAAGGGCAAGAACCGAGUGAUGGGGACCAUCCAGAUCAUGACGGGCUUCAUGCACAUCGGCUUCGGCAUCGUCCUGACGAUGCUCACCAACGUCUACACCUCCGUCUUCGUCAUCGGCGAGAUCCCCUUCCUGGGUGGCGUGUCUUUCAUCAUCUCAGGCUGCCUCUCCAUCGGGGCGGAGAAGAGCCCCACGGAGUGCGCGGUGAAGGGCAGCCAGACCAUGAACGUCAUCAGCGCCAUCUUCGCUCUGCUGGGCAUCGUCGCCUUCAUCGUAGACCUCAACCUCAACGGGCUCUACCGCUCCACCUUCGACUACGAGGGCUAUCUCGUCCUGGGAACGGGAUCUCCAUCGUGCUGCUCAUCUUCACCAUCCUGGAGUUCUGCAUCGCCGUGGCCACCGCCAAUUUCUGGUGCCGAGCCACUCGCCUCAGCUCUAACGAGGCCAUGCUCAUCGUCCCCAGCGCCACCCGGGUGGACCUGGCGGUGCCACCGGCCGACUUGCCGCAGCCGCCCAGCUACACCGAGCUGGCCGCCCCCGAAGUCUAACGAGGUGCUGCCCCCCCCCCGCCCCCCACCCCGAGGACAUCCGCCAUCCCGAAAAUGUGCCCCCCCCCACCCCCUCGCCCCCAAGCCGGCUCCCCGCGCCCAGGCCUGCGGCAUCCUCCUCCCGCCGCGCAUGGAUGGGACGCGCUGGUACCCCCCCACCCUCCGCCUCGUCCCCCCCAACCUGAAAGGCAACAAGUUCCCCCCCCGCCAUCCCCGCUCCUUCCCAAUUUGCCCUCUCCUUGCCCCCCCCCCCGCGCUGGAAUUGGGGCUUUUUGCCUGCUGGCUGCUUUGGAAAAGGGGCUUCUCCGGGGGUGGGGGGCAGGGGCUGCAUUUUGGGGCUCCGCGGGGGUUUUUCCGCCCCUAAAUUACCCCCGUUGGCUGCUGGGGUGGGUUGAGGUCGGGGUGUCGGGGACCUCCUGGAGGUCUGGUGGCCACGGAGCAGGGAGCUCGUAGAGCCCCCCCCCACCCCCCCCAACCCGAGGCAUGCCAGGAGCCGCGCCGGUAGCCGGCCCUCGGCUCAUAACCCCCCCGGCUUUAUUUUAUCUUGGAAAUAAACGCUCCGGCCAGG